CUCAUCACAGCACCAGGCCUGUGGAACACAAGGGAGGAACACUCUUGCAUCAUGAAGGACAAGGCUGUGGCUGUGGUCAUGAUUCUUCUCUUCAUAUCAGCAAUGGGAACAAAAGGUAAGGCGCUGCCACGCUCUGCAAUGGAGCUCCGGUGUCAGUGCAUAGGCACUCAUUCCAAGUUCAUCCAUCCCAAGUUCAUUCACAACGUGAACCUCAUCCCCAGCGGACCUCACUGCAAGAACGUCGAAGUCAUAGCUACCCUGACGGAUGGCCGGGAAGUCUGCCUGGAGCCCACCGCUCCCUGGGUGAAGCUCGUCAUCAAGGCAAUCCUAGACAAGUGA
Molecule: messenger RNA, 339 nt
Organism: Melopsittacus undulatus (budgerigar)
Lineage: Eukaryota; Metazoa; Chordata; Aves; Psittaciformes; Psittaculidae
Product: interleukin-8-like
Exons: 3
Coding region: 52-339 (95 amino acids)
Biological process (GO): chemotaxis; defense response; immune response
Cellular component (GO): extracellular region
Molecular function (GO): chemokine activity
Source: RefSeq, a predicted model, not a curated record